ACUUCACAGUCAGCCACAGAAUUCUGCCAUCAUGGUUCCCCUUGGAAACCUGCGAAGAUUCUGCAGCAGGCUCACUUGGCAGCAUUUUAGAUUAGCUGAAGCAUCUUCAAUAAAUUGGCUGUCUUCGGCUGUCAGUUUAUUAGCAGCUUAUCAGCUUAGUUGUCAAAAUGGGUGGCUGUUGGUCAUGUGUGGCCUGCAGGUCUCACCCAGAGGCAGAACCAAAGGAUGAAGAUGAAGAGGGGGCACUGACAGGUCAUCCCAGAAACCCAACCCAUGUUGUACCAUUUUCUGGGGGACUCCCCAAUGUUUUGGGGGACACUCUGGGGAAGGAGCUCACUGAGGAACCCUCCGUGCCAGAACCUCUUACAGCACCUGGCAUAACCAACGACAUCCUGGAGGAAGAGCUCACUAAGGAACCCUCCGUGCCAGAACCUCUUCCAGCACCUGGCAUAACCAACGACAUCCUGGAGGAAGAGCUCACUAAGGAACCCUCCGUGCCAGAACCUCUUCCAGCACCUGGCAUAACCAACGACAUCCUGGAGGAAGAGCUCACUAAGGAACCCUCCGUGCCAGAAGUUCGGCUGCAGCGGUGGGAAAGGGAAGAUGUUCCUGCAGACCCUGCUGCACUUCUCCAGCCCUCUGGGUCUGAGUCACCAUUGUCCUCUGCCUCCCUUGAGGUUGCCUCCAUCCCACCCUCUACCUCCACCUCUUCCCUCCUCCUGCAUCCCUCUCCACCUCCUCCUCCUUCCCCACCGCCUCUGGAGCCGGACCUCAGCAAUGUAGAAGAAACUCUGCAGAGUUUGGUAGAGAUCCAGGUCGUCUGCCAAAGAGACCUCCGCAGCUGCCAGGAAUGUGUACAAAGCUUCAAGGCACUGAGGGGACAAUUGAGGCGGCUAAGGAGCAGACUGGCCAGGGUGGAAGCCACUAUGGGGAUCGUGGUUCCUCCAAGGGAGCUGUACGUUGCUGAGGAAGGAGGGGAAGGCAAAUUCAAAGAGACAACUGUGCUAUUAUUUACAUAAGUAGCAAUAAAAUGCUAUGUAUUUAUUUUUAAAAUAUUAAAUAUUUGUUUUAAUAUGAUGUAGAGAUAGAACAGCAAUAAAACUUGCAUAUUUAUUGUUUAAAAAAAUAAAAUGUUUUAUUUUAA
Molecule: messenger RNA, 1144 nt
Organism: Hemicordylus capensis (graceful crag lizard)
Lineage: Eukaryota; Metazoa; Chordata; Lepidosauria; Squamata; Cordylidae
Exons: 6
Coding region: 168-1019 (283 amino acids)
Source: RefSeq, a predicted model, not a curated record